UCCCUCACGACUGCGACUUGGGCUCUGUUGUGGGCGGAGAGCCUGUCAGCUCAGCAGCUGCACCAUGGUACUGAAGAGCAGUCCAAAUUUCCUGCCCUGCGGGAAGUCCAAGGUCCUCCCACUUCUAUCUAGGUCCAGGAAGAAUGCAGUGACCUAUGAUGACGUGCAUGUUGACUUCACUUGGGAAGAAUGGACUUUGCUGAAUCCUUCCCAGAAGAGUCUCUACAAAGAUGUGAUGGUGGAGACCUACAUAAACCUCACUACUAUAGGAUACAUUUGGGAAGACCAUAAUAUUGAAGAACAUUGUCAAAGCUCUAGAAGACAUGAAAGGCAUGAAAAAACACACACUAGAUUGAAACCCUAUGAAGAAAAUGAGUGUGGUAAAGCCUUUUCACAUCACAGUCAUCUUCAAAUGCAUAAAAGAUCAUACACUGGAGAGAAACCCUAUGAAUGUAAUCAAUGUUCUAAAACCUAUGCACGUCACCGUACUCUUCAAAUGCAUAAAAGAACACAUACUGGAAAGAAGCCAUAUGAAUGUAAUCAGUGUGGUAAAGCCUUUGCACUUCCCAGUACUUUUCAAAUGCAUAAAAGAACACAUACUGGAGAGAAGCCCUAUGAAUGUAAUCAGUGUGGUAAAGCCUUUGCGUUUCCCAGUAUUCUUCAAAAACAUAAAAGAUUACAUACUGGAGAUAAGCCCUAUGAAUGUAAUCAGUGUGGUAAAGCCUUUGUGUGUCAGAGUAAUCUCCAAAUGCACGAAAGAACCCAUACUGGAGAGAAACCCUAUGAAUGUAAUCAGUGUGGUAAAGCCUUCGCACGGCACAUUUAUCUUCAAAAUCAUGAACGAACCCAUACUGGAGAGAAACCCUAUGAAUGUAAUCAGUGUGGUAAAGCCUUCGCACGGCAAGGCCAUCUUCAAACUCAUGAAAGAACCCAUACUGGAGAGAAACCCUAUGAAUGUAAUCAGUGUGGUAAAGCCUUUGCAUGUCUCAGUACUCUCCGAAAGCAUAAAAGAACCCAUACUGGAGAGAAACCCUAUGAAUGUAAUCAGUGUGGUAAAGCCUUUGCACAGCACAUUCAUCUACAAAGUCAUGAAAGAACCCAUACUGGAGAGAAACCCUAUGAAUGUCAUCAGUGUGGUAAAGCCUUUGUGUGUAACAGUUAUCUCCGAAUGCAUGAAAGAACCCAUACUGGAGAGAAGCCCUAUGAAUGUAAUCAGUGUGGUAAAGCCUUUGUAUGUCACAGUAGUCUCCAAACACAUGAAAAAACCCAUACUGGUGAGAAACCCUAUAAAUGUAAUCGGUGUGGUAAAGCUUUUGCACGGCAAGGCCACCUUCAAACUCAUGAAAGAACCCAUACUGGAGAGAAACCCUAUGAAUGUAAUCAGUGUGGUAAAGCCUUUGCAUAUCCAAGUAGUCUCCAAAAACAUAAAAGAACCCAUACUGGGGAGAAACCCUUUGAAUGUAAUCAGUGUGGUAAAGCCUUUGCACAGUACUGUCAUCUACAAAGUCAUAAAAGAAGCCAUAUUGGAGAGAAACCGUAUGAAUGUAAUCAGUGUGGUAAAGCCUUUGCUGAUCAAAGUAGUCUCCAAAGACAUAAAAGAACCCAUACCGGAGAGAAACCCUAUGAAUGUAAUCAGUGUGGUAAAGCUUUUGCAUAUCACAGUACUCUCCGAAAGCAUAAAACAACCCAUACUGGAGAGAAACCCUAUGAAUGUAAUCAGUGUGGUGAAGGCUUUGCACAGCACAUUCAUCUACAAAGUCAUGAAAGCAGCCAUACUGGAAUUAAAACCCUAUUAAUGUAAUAGGUUUGGUAAAGCCUUUGUAUGUCACAGUAGUCUCCAAACAUGUGAAAGAACACAUACUGGAGAGAAACCCUAUGAAUAAAAUCAAUGUGGAAAAGCCUUUGUAUGUAUAGUAAUCUCUGAAAACAUAAAAGAACCCAUAUUGGAGAGAAACAUUACGUAUGUAAUUAAUUAGUGUGGUAAAGGUUUUGUUUAUCAUAGUCAUCUUCGAAGACAUGAACUAACACAUGCUGGAGAGAAAUCCUAUGAAUGUAAUGAGUGUGGUAAAGCCUUUGCACUUCAUAGUAUUCUUCAAAUGCAUAAAGGAUCAUACACUGGAGAUAAACUCUGUGAAUGUUAUCCGUGUAGUAAAGCAUUUGCAUGUAUGAAUACU
Messenger RNA from Chionomys nivalis (European snow vole), 2174 nucleotides. It is a transcript of the gene Znf268, whose product is annotated as zinc finger protein 268. Lineage: Eukaryota; Metazoa; Chordata; Mammalia; Rodentia; Cricetidae. Bases 65 to 1801 code for a protein of 578 amino acids. Gene Ontology annotation, biological process: regulation of DNA-templated transcription. The record is from RefSeq and is a predicted model, not a curated record. The transcript has 5 exons.